UUUUGGAGUUAAAUAUACGUUGCUUCCAAUUCCAUUCUGAAGUUGACCUCCACACAACCAUGCCUCUUCUUGGGAAUAAGUUCAACACCAAAAAGACCCCACCUAGAAGGUCGGCCUCCCUCAACAACCUGAAUCGCUUAGAGAGUUCCAUCAGAGAUGAGGAGUACGGAAUGACCUAUGGGCAGCCAAAAGUCAAGCUCGGGGGUCAAGAACUCAAGUUUGAUGAAGACAAUGGGGUGUGGAUUGCAGAAUCUGGCAAUGCUGGAGGGGUCAGUCAGAGGGAUUUCAUCAAAGUGAGAAAGCAGAACAAAUCAUUGGCUGAAGAAAACAAUCUUCUCAAACUCAAGAUUGAACUUCUACUAGACAUGUUGGCUGAAACCACAGCAGAGAAGCAUUUGAUGGAGAAGGACCUAGGAGAGUAUGGACACUCCUCAAGUUCAAAGAAGAAGAGCAAGAGCCACAAAAGAUGAUGACACAACUCCUUGAAUAGAUCUGUAAUGCUGGACAUUCUACAUGCAUGCAUGCAUCAAACCCCUCAUGGUAUUCAUGAAGACACAGGACCGGGAAGAGUUGAGUCAGAAGAAAAGCCUAAGACCUAAGAUCUUUAAUGCUGGACAUUUUAUGCCUGUAUCAAAUACCCUUGAAAUGCAUGGAGUAUCUGGACAGUCCUCACAUCAGAACUAACUAAUGAGCAAAAGGCUUAGUUGAUAAAACACUAUGAAUUGUUAUUACUGGAUACUUAUCACAUGCAUGAUACCUUGUCAAAAAAAGGACUGGGGAUGGUUCUGACAAUCCUCAAGUCAGAAGUAGGAAAUCUUGAAGCCAAGAGGAUGAAGAGAUGGCGAUACUUCCUGAAUCUGUAAUCCUAGAUAUUUCAUAGACAGAUUUAGGAGGGUGGAGUUGAAGGGGUAGAGUACCUGUCCCCUCCCCCCCUCCUACAUACACAUUUUUAAAAGAAAGGAUGAAAUUAAAUUUAAAAAAUAAAAAUGAAGCCUUUGAGCAUUUGUUGCCGAAGUGAAUCAGCUCAAGUACUCCCAACCACCAAAUAAUGAGAACUGAUGACACUUUAGGGAUGGUGGUGCUAUUUUAAACUGAAAGUUGUCAACGUACACGUACUUACAUUGAAAUUGAAAGUAUCCCUUUGUAUACUGGCAUAUGCUGUACUUCACCUGUAUUUGUAAUUUCCCUCUUUUUUAAAAGUUUCUAGUUUCAAUGACAGCUUUUCUGCUGGUGCUUGAAAACUUUGGGCUGGUCCCAAACAAAAUGUGUAUUCAAAUCUUGAUUUAUGAACCUUGUACAUGAUAUUCAUACUUCUUGUUGCUCUUCCUUCAGCAUGUAGAGAUGGUUUGAGUUUAUUUGAUACAUUGGAGAGGAUAUCUGUUAUUUUGAUUUGACCAACCAUUAUCCACUUGACCAGCUGGCCAUAGGGCUCAAACAAAAAGGGUGUUGUAUUGCCUGUUUCGACCAACCCCAAAAUCUUUAGAUCUACAGUUGGCUUCUUAUUAAAGGUUUUUUAACCAUUUUUUUAGAAGAAGAAAAGUUUAAUGAAUAAAAAAAUAUGUAUUAAAGCAUUAAAACUGAAAAGUAUCAGCGCAAAGAUGGAGAAAAAAAAAGAAGGAAGACAAAUUUCACUGACCAAUCCAGCUGCUAAAAGGCAAUACAACAUCUUUUUGUUUAGGCCUACAUGUAGUAACAGUGUUGAUAGUGUAUUGUUAGAUGAG
Molecule: messenger RNA, 1721 nt
Organism: Strongylocentrotus purpuratus (purple sea urchin)
Lineage: Eukaryota; Metazoa; Echinodermata; Echinoidea; Camarodonta; Strongylocentrotidae
Product: protein chibby homolog 1
Exons: 4
Coding region: 60-470 (136 amino acids)
Source: RefSeq, a predicted model, not a curated record